Xylaria bambusicola is the source of this 2638-nucleotide messenger RNA. Its product is annotated as amidohydrolase. The record is from RefSeq and is a predicted model, not a curated record. Bases 285 to 1976 code for a protein of 563 amino acids. The transcript has 3 exons. Gene Ontology annotation, molecular function: hydrolase activity, acting on carbon-nitrogen (but not peptide) bonds. NCBI's taxonomy places the organism in Eukaryota, Fungi, Ascomycota, Sordariomycetes, Xylariales, Xylariaceae.
AUCGAAUAUACAUGUAGUACAAGGUCCGGUUUCAGCUUUCACUGGACCGACUGACGGUCUAUAAUCUAUCUAACCCCACACAACUAAACAUCAAGGCUCUAUUGACACAGAUAUGACUACCUUGGAUUAGGGUAGUUCGACCUUACUGUUAGUUCUUCGAGCUAAACCUUAGUUAUUGUUGUACCUAGAUGCUCAAUUAGAUAACUACUCUAAGUUGGGCUCUGGUGUUCAAACGUAGUUAACAAUCCGGUGGUCUUCCACCAGUCAUCAAGACAAGACGAGACAUGGCCUGGCUAAUCUCUGCAGCCACUAUCGCUGGGCUCGGUAGUCUCUUCACGCUAGGCCAGUAUGCCGCCGACGCUCUCUUCGCAGAGACACACUGCUACCAAGGCGUCCGGACGAACGGUGCCGCCGACCAAGAUGUGAAUUGCUUCUCCGUAUCGUCAACGGGAAAAUUUUACAAGGUCUUUAGCGCGAGCAGCGACUCUAAGUGGGCGGCGAAUGCACACCCAGGAUAUGCCAUGCCCGGCCUCUGGGACGGCCAUGGGCAUUUAUUUCAGUAUGGCGAGUUCCUAAACUCAGUCAACCUCUUUGGUUCGACGACCAUGGACGAGAUCCGCGGCCGCGUCGGCAAAUACGUAGACGAACAUCCCGAGGCAGGCACUACGCAGGAAUGGAUUAGAGGUGUUGGGUGGGAUCAGAUGGCUCUUGGGGCUAUGCCGACCGCUGAUGAGUUUGCAGCGGAUGAGCGCCUCAAGGACUUGUACAUUAUGCUCGAUCGCGUAGACGUGCAUUGUAUCUGGGUAUCUCAGGCCGUUCUGGAUCUUCUACCACAAGAUAUACCUGAUAUUCCUGGAGGGGAAAUUGUGAGAAACCCGGGAAUGGGUGUUUUCUGUGACAACGCUAUGGCUCCCGUCAUGGCUCUGUGGCCAAAACCGGACAAUAAGAAGAAAUCAGCCUUCUUGAAAAGUGCAAUGAAACAACUCAACCAAUACGGUUUGGUGGGAAUGCACGAUGCCGGCGUUAGUGCGGGUAAUCUCAAUCUCUUCAAAGAGUUGGUAGGGAGCGAGGAUUGGACUGUUAGAGUCUAUGCGAUGGCAGAGUAUUACGAUCGCAAUGCAGUCUGUCCUGAUCCAGUUGAGCGAUACAAUGACUCAGAUGGGGUUUUGAACAUCCAGAGCGUCAAACUAUUCGCAGACGGUGCUCUCGGAAGCUGGGGCAGUGCAAUGAUCGAUGAUUAUUCUGACCGGCCAGGGGUCUCAGGUUCUCUGCUUGUAAAUGCCUCCGAACUGACAUACAGGGCUGUGUCUUGGGCCACGAAGGGAUUCCAGGUGAACAUUCACGCAAUCGGUGACCUCGCCAACCGCUACGCUGUCGAUGCUCAGACUGCCGCUCUGAGGCUCCUCUGCCCCUGCGAGUCUCUCGCAGACUGCCAAGCGCGCCACCGAUUUCGUAUCGAACAUUCGCAGAUUAUUCACGAAGACGACCAAGCGCGCAUGCACGCUAUUGGUAUUAUACCAUCUAUCCAGCCGACUCACGCCACUUCUGACAUGGCGUACGCUGAACAAAGACUCGGCAAGGACCGCACGCAGAAGGAAGCGUACCGGAUGCGCUCACUCCUAGAUAUCGGACCAAUACUUGGCAGUGACUUCCCCGUCGAACCAGCCGAUCCAUUCCAAGGUAUCUACGCUGCGGUGACACGAAAAAGCCCGCAUACCGGCCUCGGCGUGAACGGUGCUGUCGAUGGUUGGCAUACGGAGGAGGCGUUGACGCUUGACCAGGCGAUCCGUGGUUUCACGGAAGGGCCUGCUUACGGCGGUUUCAUGGAAGGGAAGGCGGGAGUGAUACAGGUUGGCGCGUAUGCUGACUGGAUCGUUUUGGACAAACGUCUAGAGGAUUUGGAUAUUGAGGAACUUCGCUCUCUACACGUCAAGGAGACGUGGGUUGCUGGUAAAAGGGUCUAUAACCGCGAUUAAGCGGCGCGGAUAUGCAUUCACAUUUUCAGGCGGUAUAGCGUGGCGUACGAGAGCUUUAGGAGAGGAACUAUCCGACGCCAGGGGUUUACACACAUAGUACAUAUGGCACUUGAGGCGCAUAUGAUACUUGAAGCCUAUAUAUGGUGCCUACACAUGAUGAUCGGGAAUAUCAUUGGUUGGUAGGCGAGAGCAGAAACUUGUGUCAUGCUGUAUAUGUAGGUAUGUAGUAUAAUAAUGUAGGCAAGCUUGGAGCACCACUUAGACAGAGACUUAGACGCAAUUGCUUAGCUUCUGCUGCUAUUCAAAAGACAUUCCAAGACUUUGAGGACCUGACAAGGAUAAAGCACACGGAUGCACAAGAUCAAACCUACAAAAGCCGACGGCAUAUCUACAUGUAGGUUUUAUUCCAAGGCUAAUAUUUGGAGUCAAUGGGUAAUCUUGAGGAACCUUCACUUUCGCUUGGUAUGAACCUAGCAUCCUAAGCAAUCAACCGCAAAGUACCAGGUAUAGUUUUUCAUACCACUAUUCCAUAUAUUACUAUGCGCUUUAUUUCUUCGAGACCUCCAAUAUGUCACGAAUGCCUAUAUCAAUUCGUAUAGACAUCGCGCUGGAGAGCUGGCCAUACCUAUUCCAAAGUCUAUCAUGGUGCAAUUGGAUUUAGA